This is a messenger RNA of Nicotiana tabacum (common tobacco), 1654 nucleotides long. RefSeq names its product protein PAM71-homolog, chloroplastic. Gene Ontology annotation, molecular function: calcium ion transmembrane transporter activity; manganese ion transmembrane transporter activity. The record is from RefSeq and is a predicted model, not a curated record. NCBI's taxonomy places the organism in Eukaryota, Viridiplantae, Streptophyta, Magnoliopsida, Solanales, Solanaceae. Gene Ontology annotation, cellular component: Golgi apparatus; chloroplast. Gene Ontology annotation, biological process: Golgi calcium ion transport; manganese ion transmembrane transport; Golgi calcium ion homeostasis.
GUUUAUCGCCAACGAUCCGUUAUGGCACGUGGCGUCUGCAAAAUCUCAAAGCCUAAUCAGUUGUUCUAGUCCAAAAAAAAUUUUGCAACUGAACUUCUGUGUUUGCAGAUUGAGUUUACAACUACUUUUGUGAAGUCCAGAAGAAUCUCAAGUUAGAGAAAAAAACCAAUCAUUGGUUUAGUCUCUUUAUAGAUGACUUCAUUAUAGAAAACAUUAUUUUUUAGUAGAAUUAGAAGAGAAAAAAAAAUGCAGGGCUUGGCUCUUCAGACAUCUAAUUCUAUAGCAUCAAGUUAUGGGAAGAGAAAGCUUUCAUUUUUGAAUGUGGUGGAUUCUUUGCCUAGUAAACCAUUCAUUCCUAGAAGGAAUAUUUUGCCUUCUUUAUUAAGAUGUACAGGGCUGCCUAAGUUGCACCAAAGGCAUAGCAGAAUUAUACCAUAUGCAUCUAAUGUUGGUGUCGGAUCUGGAAAUUUCGAAGAAAGUCAAGGAAAUGAAAGCCAAAAAAUUUCGAUGGAUCAGCCAUCUGCAGAUGGUUCAUCAAAAAUUGAGGCACUUCCUACUCAAAUUCCUUAUCCUCUCUCUAUAGCUCUUGUGCUAUGUGGAUGUUCUUUAGUAUUUUCGCUGAUUGCCUUCACGAAAGGAGGACCCUCAUCACUCAUUGCAGCAUUCGCCAAGUCAGGGUUCACUGCUGCAUUCUCGUUGAUAUUUGUUUCUGAGAUUGGAGACAAGACAUUUUUCAUUGCUGCCCUCUUGGCCAUGCAAUAUAAGAGAAUACUGGUUCUUUUGGGAUCAAUGGGUGCUCUUUCACUUAUGACGGUUCUCUCUGUCAUAAUAGGACGGAUCUUUCAUUCAGUACCUGCUCAGUUUCAAACAACCUUGCCUAUUGGAGAAUAUGCGGCUGUUGCGCUCUUGUUCUUUUUUGGUCUCAAAUCAAUUAAAGAUGCAUGGGAACUUCCAAGUAAAGAGGUAGAGACUGGUGAAAAGAGUAGUCAGGAACUUGAUGAAUUUGCUGAAGCUGAGGAGCUUGUGAAGGAAAAGGCGUCGAAAAAGCUCACAAAUCCACUUGAAAUUUUGUGGAAGUCCUUUAGCCUUGUAUUUUUUGCUGAAUGGGGAGAUCGAUCGAUGCUUGCUACAAUAGCGCUUGGUGCAGCUCAGUCUCCGUGGGGCGUGGCAAGUGGUGCCAUUGCCGGACACCUGGUUGCGACAUCUAUUGCAAUACUAGGAGGCGGGUUUCUUGCCAAUUACAUUUCUGAGAAACUGGUUGGCUACUUGGGCGGAAUCCUAUUUUUAAUAUUUGCUGUUGCUACUUUGUUUGGAGUGUUUUAACCAAGUGUCACAUAUGAGAAGACGAAGAGAUCAGAUAGAUAGUCGAGAACAUUGGUAGUGGUAGAGGGCAGGAAACUACCAUCGGAUCAGUAAUAUGUUCAUGGCGUAAGGCAAUACAUUCUUGUACUGUAGGAUAAGUAGAGCCAACUAUUUUAGUGGUCUUUAGGCAACACAUGAGAGUUGUAUUUACAAUGCUGAUAGGACCCUUGAGAAGAUGCUUUUCCCUAAUUGCUGUACAAGUUUAUUUGAAAGACUCAAGAUUUGUGUUUCUUUCUAUUGUAAUAAGUUCCCACUAUUAUUUAUGAUUUAAAAAGUUGUAAUAUUUGUGUCC